CCUUUUGCAUGUUUAGAUUUCAGAACUACAAAUCGUUUAAGCAAAUGAACCUAACUGUAUCCCAUUUGGCCACGACCCAGCUCCCUGUCAUCUCUUUCUCCCCAUCCCCUAACUGUCACUGUGUUCGAAGCCGCAGCACUGAAGUAACUCGUCGCCGCAGCACAAGACAACGUCGCCUGCCCUCAUCCUCGCAGCUGCUCAUCGAAGGCGCAUUACUGAAGCAACUCGUCGGCGCUCCUAGUAGUUGAUGGUGAAUAUUCCCAAUUUUUGAUAACAUUAGUACUAAUAUGAAGGUCAUUGUUUCUGGAUGUGCAAGAAGUUUUUCAGGUUUGGUCAUUCAUCAUUCUAAACAACCUUUUGGGAUUCGAAGAUGUAAUGAAAUCAAAUUUAAUGAUGACAAUGUCAUUAAGCUAUCUCAAAGGAUUCCUGGAGGAAGGAUUCAAUAUAUUCCUGCAAAGCCGUCUAGCAACAAGCAUGUUUUGUUUGCAGGAAGGAAUCAAUAUCAGUUGAGAUAUGAAGAUGACUUGCCUCAAGAACCUUUUUUUCUGACUCUUAUUAAGGAAGUCAUCUGGGGUACAAAAUCACUAUUUUCAUUUCUGGUUGAGCAGCCUGGUCAGCUGAAGUACAUAGAAUGGCCAAGCUUCCAAAGCACUCUGAAGACUGCAACCCUUACGCUGGUUAUUGUGGCACUGCUCAUUGUUGCGCUAUCAUCAGUCGACUCUGUACUGUGCUAUCUGUUGGCUUUGCUUCUUAGGAGGACUGCUUGAUAGAAGUCCAAACGCUUGGUUUUUCAUGCAUGUCUAUGCCUCUAUUUGCCAAUUGCUUACAAAGUCUACUUCCCUCUUAUCAUUGUUGGCCAAAAACCGCCUUUGCAACAGUAUGGUUUACUUGAUUUGAAACAUGUUAUCCAGGGAACAACAUGCCAACUGAGUGGAAAAAUGAAACUCUGCAUUUGUAUUGAUUUAAUACUUAUGCAUUGAAACUCUGCAUUUGUGUUGAUUUGAUACUUAUGCAUUGUAGGUUUGUAUUAUUUAAAUGGCAUAAAUGGAUUAUUUGGCUAA
This is a messenger RNA of Hevea brasiliensis (rubber tree), 1061 nucleotides long. RefSeq lists its product as uncharacterized. Gene Ontology annotation, biological process: protein targeting. NCBI's taxonomy places the organism in Eukaryota, Viridiplantae, Streptophyta, Magnoliopsida, Malpighiales, Euphorbiaceae. Gene Ontology annotation, cellular component: membrane. The coding region runs from base 288 to 767 and encodes 159 amino acids. The transcript is spliced from 6 exons. The record is from RefSeq and is a predicted model, not a curated record.